AUGUCUAAAUUCUUUUCUUCCAGUUCAAUAAACAAGUAAAGAGAUCAGAAGGUGCUAAACCUCCUAAGAUGGAACUCACUAUAUCAGUAGAUGGUAUCACAAUACAAGAUAGACAAACCAAGGAGAAACAGUUCACCUAUCCAUUGCAUCACAUAUCCUACUGUGCUGAUGAUAAGUCUGACAAGAAGAUAUGUGCCUUCAUUGCCAAAGUUUCCCAAGAAAACAGGAAUGUAUGCCAUGUCAUGGAAAGUGACAAAAAUGCAGAGGAAAUCACAUUGACAGUCGGUCAAGCCUUUGACCUAGCAUAUCAGAAAUUUCUUUCAAAUGCUAACAAGACGCAGGAACAGCAGGAACAGAAUGACAAUCUAAGAAAAAGGGUGAGCCCUAGCCCCUCCCACUCCCCCCGGAUAGGCCGCAGCCCUGCCCACACUCCCCAGAUGGGUCGCAUGUAUUCUCAUGGUACAUUCAGGACCGAUUCUCCCCCAAGUCGAGGAGCCACACCCCCUGGUAUUGGUACUCCUCCUCGGGUGGUUACCCCUCCUACAUCCAAACAGGGUGUAUCUCCUAGGAUUACUAGGGCUCCUCAAGCAACUCCCAUUAUUUCAGUCACACCCGAUCCAUCUAUAGGAGCAUCUCUUCCUCCUCCACCUCCUGAUUUUACUGACAAUACAACCCCUAUACUCCACCCUUCUCCACCCACACCUCCUCCUCCUCCGCAAGGAGCACCACCAUCUUACAUUACUCAUCCUACCACUAAUCCUAAUCCCACUUGUGACACCCUUCAUAAUACCAUCUCACCGCAAGAUCAAAUCCAAAAUACUCCUCAUCCUGAAGAGGAUUUGCAUGACAGACCUAAUGAACUUUAUGUACCUGGUGACAUUCUAACAACUAAAUUAUGAAUUUCAAUUUGCUCAUGUUUUUAUACAGCAUUCAGUGUGCUAGCUUUCUAACCAAAGAUAUUGCUAAAUCAUAAUGAUGAUGUAAUUUUAGCUGAAUUUCAUGAUGAUUUUCUUUAUGAAUGUUUAGUUAGUAACUUCAAAUAAAAAUUACAACUAAUUUAUUUUAGUAGAUAUAUUUUAUAAUUCAAAAUAUCAAUAAUGUAUCAUAUUUUUGAGUUGGUAAGGAAAGUACAUGUAGACAACAUUUUUUUUGUGUAUGAUGUCAAAAUAUUUUAUGCGCAACACCCCCUCCAAAAAAAUCUUUAAAAUUCCAACUUGUCCAAUUGAAUAUUAGAUAUUUUACUACAUUAUUAUGACCAAAUGAGAUAGACUUAAUAAUAAACUUAAGCAUACUGUAUAAUACAAAAUGAGAUAUGUUAUUUGUAAUUUGGUAUAUUUAAUUGUAAACCAAAGAGAGAGAGAGAGAGGGGGGAGAUAGACAAGCUGGAUAUUUAUAUUGGUGAAAAGGAGAUAUAAUAUAUAUUUUUUAUUUUUUAGUUUGUUGUUUUUGUUUUGUGGUCUUUUCUUUCUUUAUAUUUCUAUCAAAUGUCUUUCCUGUUGAUAAUGUGUUUAUGAGCAUGCUGCAAUAUAACCUUUAUCAUAGAUUUGGAGUUUGUAAUUGUACUUGAAUUUUCAGCUUCAUCAUUCUGUUUUUGUUAUUUCCAUUCAUAAAAUUUUGUCUUGAAUAUGUGGUUUAUGCAUGUACAUUUUAUAUUGAUUAUUGUUUAAUUAUUAUUUUAUUUUUUAUUUUUAUUACUAUACUUUAUUACAAAAUCAUUUUCCAAAGAGAGCAGGCUCUCUGUAGCCAAACAGCUAAAACAGAGGUCCUUUAUUUUUAAACUUCAUACUUGACAUUUUGAAGCAAAUAUUUUCAUCUUAAUGAUUUGUAUUUUUUUUAUUGAAGUGCUCUUAAAGUACUUACCCAAAUUCAGUACUGCAGUAAUUUCUUUGUGAAAACAGAUAUUGAUGCUAAUAGUGGUAUAAAUUAUCUUUUUGAAAUAGCACUUAUAAGGAAGACCACAUUGUCUUUCAUUUUUAAUAAUUUGAUGAAACAAAAAUCAAAAGCUAUUUAGAUGAAUAUUGCUACAUGCACAUGUUAAUAUUUCAUCAAGGUUCUAUAAAGCAUUAAGAGGCUUGGCUAUUAACCAGAAAGUGUUUAUUCUGUUUCUGUUUAUUCCAAACAACAUCAUGCUAACUUCUCUUUCAUUUCUUGGCCCCUGUAACAUAACACUUAGGAAUUGAUCACAUGGCUGCUUUAUACAAAGUAAUUGCAUUGAUUAUUGUGUAUGAUCUGUUAUAAAAUCAACCCUAAAAUCAAUUGCUAAGCUUUAUGUUAUACUGUGCCCUGAUUACUAACCAACUUCUGCAUUCUAAUGUCAUUGCCUUCUGCCUUUAUUUAUUUGUAUUUUAUCAGACUAAUUAUCAUACAUGUAUAUGGUAAGUAGAAAUCUAAUACCCAUUUUUGUUGUUGAUAUUAUCAAUGUACUUGUAUUGAAAGUGGAACUGCCAUGCGUACUGAUCAACCCUUGCAUAGAUUUCAGUCACCCGUAGUAUUUCACCUGUAGUACAUCACCCCUAGAAUAGAUUGUACCCUUAGUAUCAAUUAUCAUUUAUGUGAAAUUUCAUUAUACAUGUAGUUUAAAUGGAUAAAAAUUGAAAUGGUGAAUAUAAAGUGAGAAAGCAAUUUUCAUGAGAAUAAAACAUAAUAAGUCAGAGCCUCGUGUAUUAGCAGGAAUCAUGCAAGCCUCUUUUCAGCUGUAAUCUUCACAUAUCAUCAUAGAUAAAACAAUAGGGAAUGCAGCUAUGAAAGAAGAUAGAUUCCUGAUGAAAGAAUGGCAUUAACUUUUGUUGAGGUACUUUCAAAGCAAGUUUGUUUGCUCUUAUCUUAAAAAUCCCUUUAGCAAAUGAGCAUUUAUUAAUUUGUCUAUAUUUAAGAAAAGUACCCUAUAUUUAAUACAAAAACGUGAUUGCUAAAUAUAUUUGAAGACCAUUUUUUGCAACAUCUAAUUUUCGAAUGAUAUUUUAGUUAUGCAACAUUAUGUACUUUCAACUGAUGCAAUCCACUUUCAGGUACCUUUAGAAUAGGGUUUGUUUCAUUGUAUGGAACAAAAUAUCAUUCUUUUGGAGUCUGUAAAAUUCUGUUUUUCAGUAUGAAUAUUAAGUUGAAAAGUACUCUUGAAUAACUCAUUGAAAGGACAAAGUGUAGAUGAUUAGUUAAAUUUAUUUUUAUACCCAUCGUUUUGUUUGAAAGUAAUAAAAAAAAUGAGCAUAAUUCUGAUGAGGUUUGGUAUUUGCAUGCCAUGAAACAUAAAGGCUAGGUUUUGAGAACAGAACAAACUCAUGAUGAAAUCAAAUUUCAUUUACAAGUUAUCCAUUAAUGAUAUUACAAUUCUUCCUGUAUUUUUGUAAAAUUCAGAAGUAUCAUUGUGUGUCAUGGUUGUUUCUGUUUGAUACGUGCAAUUGAUUUUAUACAAACAUUUUCUGACAUAUUGUGGGCAUUAAUUGUCUAUAUUAAGAUACAAUGACAAUGUAUUUACUGCUAUUGGAGAAGGUGAAGAAAUUCUGAAUUUUUGCAAAAUAAUGGUAUUUUCACUUACGGUUUAUCACUUGUCCUUUUUUUUAACAAUUGUUUUGGAAAACAAAAUAAUAGAUGCAGUGUCAUGAUCAACUGGAAAAUUUCAAGCAUGUUACCUUGAUAAACUUAAGUUGAAAUGAAAUGUAUACAUGUAUGUGUUAAAAAUGGAUACCAAAAUAUUUUGUUCAGUCCUUUAAGCACCUGGCAUAUGACAUCCCAAAUGUACAAUGCUUGUCUUGAUAUUUCCUUGUACCAAUCCCCUUGAUAUGAUACAUUUAAAAUGUGUGUUUCAUUUUCAAUAAUCCAUAGAGGUUCAAUCGUCUAAAUUUGGAAUAGAUGUACUUUCAAUCCUCAAAUUGGUGAAACUUAUAAUACAGGGAUGUAAGUCUUCAGGAUAAAUGAGGAAUAUUUUUUGGACAGAAACAAAUAUGCCAAUUUUUUCUAUCCUUCCUGCUUUCUGCUCUAUAUUGCACUAUAUUGCACAAUUUGACUCUGCCAAAUAUAGUUUUUUAAUCCACACUGUUAGGGGGGGGAUACCUGUACUUGGUCCAACUUGGUUGCUUUGUUCCUCACAUCAUUUGUAAUUUCAGGAUUAUUUUUGGCUAAACACUUACAUCUCUUAUUAUAUAUAUUUUUGAAAUUUACCCAGUUACUUGAUGUGAAACAGAAUCAAAUAAGGGUAAAAGCAUGUUAAAAUAAACAAAUUGUAAGAUUAAACCAAUCUGCAUUUCUAAACAGUGAAUUCAUCAUUUUCAAUUACCAAUUUAGAUAUUGUAAUUGUUUCAUAAAGGAGACUCCCAAUCUCUAUGGGUUAAAGGAAAAGAUUCUUCUUGGUUUUAUGUUUUAAUACUUGACAUCAUAGAUAAUUUUGCAUGUUGAAUUGACUAGCUUGUAACACUUAUUUUGUUUUUUAAUUAUUGAAGUUUAUUCAUGUUCAUGGCAGUUACUUUUGAAAUUCAGCAUUUUAAAAAAUAAAUUACAUGUUUGAUUGCAACCAUUCACACUCCAUAUCCAGAAUAUGUGUGCUACGUUUGUAUUAAUUCAUUCUAGAAAGUUGUUGAAAUAAUUGCAAUUUAUAAUCAUAAUGCUUGCUUUUCAUGCAUGAUAUAAUCAUCCCAAAACAUUAAUGCUUUGUAUUUUUGUUUCCAUUUUAAUAAAUUAAUUUCGCAAAAUA
This is a messenger RNA of Lytechinus pictus (painted urchin), 4687 nucleotides long. Its product is annotated as PTB domain-containing engulfment adapter protein 1-like. Lineage: Eukaryota; Metazoa; Echinodermata; Echinoidea; Temnopleuroida; Toxopneustidae. The record is from RefSeq and is a predicted model, not a curated record. The transcript has 3 exons. The coding region runs from base 69 to 899 and encodes 276 amino acids.